AUGGUUCUCACCGUCCGCAAGGUCCACCUCGAGGUGGCUGCCUUCUCGGCCGAGACCGCCCUCAAGGCUCAGACCCUCGGAGCCUCCCGCAUCGAGCUCAACGCUCGCGGUUCGUAUGACGAAGGCGGCCUCACCCCCGCCCUCGAGGAGCUCAAGAAGCUUCGUGCCCACCCUCGCAAGCUCACGAUCCCGGUUCACGUUAUGAUCCGCCCCCGUGGUCCGCCUGGCGGAGGAAAGCCCGACUUCAUUUACUCGGCCAAGGAGCUCGCCGAGAUGAUCAUUUCCAUCUGCAAGUUCAAGAGCAGCGGCCUCAUGAGCGCCGCCGAUGGCGACCGUUUUGUCUUUGGCGCCAUUCAAGAGUUCGACAACAUUGACCCUCAGAUGGACGGCGUUCGCCGCACCGAAGUCGACGAGACCAUCUGCAAGGCCCUCGUCGAGACUGCCAAGCCCUUCGGCAGCGUCUUUCACCGCGCUUUUGACCCCAUCGCUGCGACUCCCUACGCCGUUCGCCAGGCGGAGAAGCUCAUUGAUCUCGGAUUCCAGUGUCUUCUCACCGCGGGCGACCGCGUCGGCGGCUGUCUCUACCAGGACAACACCGAUAAGAUCGACAACAUCUGCCGUCGCGUUGGAGAAAAGCUCCAGAUCAUUGCUGGAGGUGGCGUUCGCAAGGGUGGUCUCAAGAAAGCGGCUGAGCAGCUCGCUGUUUACGAGGAAAACGCCCUCUGGUUCCACACCGCCAGCAUCCAGUACGGCCCCAAGGGAGAAGCCACUGAAGAGCUCGACACCACGGAGCUCAUCGCCAUGCUGAACAUCCUGGGCCGCCUUCAACGCAUCAACUCGUUCCCCGAGCGCGGCUCCGGCCUCUAUGGCGAGCUGGGCUUCUCGGCCCGCCUCGUCCUCUUCGAGGACUACCUCGCCGUCGUUCCCGUUUCCGAACAGGAGCAGAGCCUCGUCCCACGAUCCCCCUCCGUCAGCCUGUGCUCCAGCAUGGGCCGCGACAUUCCCCUUCAGCACCUGGGCCGCCACGGCCGCCGCGCCUAG
Molecule: messenger RNA, 1041 nt
Organism: Purpureocillium lilacinum
Lineage: Eukaryota; Fungi; Ascomycota; Sordariomycetes; Hypocreales; Ophiocordycipitaceae
Molecular function (GO): copper ion binding
Source: RefSeq, a predicted model, not a curated record